Messenger RNA from Owenia fusiformis, 1511 nucleotides. NCBI's taxonomy places the organism in Eukaryota, Metazoa, Annelida, Polychaeta, Sabellida, Oweniidae. The record is from the annotation of a GenBank genome assembly.
CUACGAUUUUCACUACGGCGCCCGGCCAAUUGAGUAUUUUGUUUAAAAUUGAAUACAAAUUUCAACAAAACGCUCAAUACACGGCCGGGCGCCGGCCGAUGGAUCGGGGCAAUUGUGACCGCAGGGAUUAAAGGUUUCCACAACGAUUAUGCGAAACGAAUAGCCCCUCAUGCAUGAAAACCCGAGCUCUCUUUCCUGGAAUCUGAUUAAUAUCCAUUGAAAAGAAAGAUCAGCGACGAAGGGGCUUCAUUUUCCAGACGAGAUUCGACACUGGACCAGCGUGGCUUUAUAUCGACGACCGAUUAAGAUGUUGAUAUACGUAGUAGCAGUAGUGAUACUUGCAACUUCACAACAUUGCCUGGCAGGAUCAUGUAACGGAGGAAUAGCGAUCCCUUGGAACGGCGAAAUAGAGUGUAUUUGUCCUCCACAUAAACAAGGAAAAUAUUGUGUAGAAGAUGUCCCAGGCGUAGAAAUAUGUAACUCUUCGUGGCCUGAGAUCCAAAAUGCGUGUGCAUCAAAUCCUUGUUAUGGGGGAGAGUGCAUAAAUCUCUUCGGAGGGAACUAUAAAUGUUUCUGUAAAAGCGGAAUCACAGGUGCUCGAUGCUCGGAAGGUACCCAUUGUUUCACAUGUCAGAGUAUGAAUAGAAUAAAUACUACAUGUGCGAUAUUCGACAAUGCUCCACACCUCAGAAACCUCAAUUUUCACUCCGCAGUUCUGAAGCAGAAGAAAUCAAGAGCGGAUUGUACAGGAAAUUGGGGAAUACAAUACAGCGAAGGAAUCUUAUGGACAGCAUCUGGAUGUCGUGGGACAUUCUGCAUCAACUUUAAUGAAACUGUUGUACGAGACUGUAAUGAUCAACUAGAUGGUAAUGUACUCAUUACAACAAUGGACGAUACAGUCUUCCAAACGCAAUGUCUCAACGGUUGGCUUGUUUUCGCCAAGAGGUUUGAUGGGUCGGUUGACUUCUACAGAAACUGGGAAGAUUACAAAAGCGGAUUUGGAGACGUUGACGGGGAAUAUUUCUUGGGAUUUAAUCAUAUAUUGUCCGUUUUAAAGCAUGGAAGUUAUCAACUCCGUAUUGAGCUUACUACUUGGCCGGAUCAAGGAAGUGUUACAAAAUAUGCAGAGUACAGUACGCUCGAUCUGGCAGGAGAGAGUGAGCAAUUCAGAAUCACUGUGUCGGGAUAUUCUGGAACAGCAGGCGAUAGCAUGUGGUACAACAACAACAUGAAGUUUAGUACGAGGGACCAAGACCAUGAUACAAGGAGUAGUGGUAACUGUGCCACCCAGAGGUUGGGAGCAUGGUGGCAUAAAAGCUGCACAUAUGCUCACCUAUAUGGACCUUACAUGUCUUCAUCACGAUGUGAUGUGAGACUUAAAUGCAUGUAUUGGCAUCGGUGGCCACAAAGGAUAGGUAGUCCAGAUAAUUAUGCCUACUCAUUUAGAGAAAUGAGGAUGAUGAUAAGAAGAGUUUGAGCUUUUAUUCCAUGAAAAGAACGUUUAUCUACGA